AUGAGAACCAUCAUUGUUUGUUUAUAUUUUGGGCUGUUAAAUUCAGUUGCCCUUGGUUGGAAAGAUGUCCAUCUUCCUAUGGAGAAAGACAAAAAGACUACCAGUGAAGUUCCCAAACCAUGGAUCCGUACUAUUUAUUCUUCUAAAAAGGAAAUUGUUACUCCAACAGUUAUUGGAGGAGUCACUUUCUCUAAGAAACCAUUACCUACACCUGAUCCAUUGGAACCUUGGAUUUCUCUAGAAAAAGAUGGUUCACCAAAGACCAUCAAACCAGAAAUUAAGAAUGGUAGAACUAACAGGGCUAGUCCAACUUAUAAUACAUACUUCCAAACAUUGACUACAAAGACCUAUUCCUAUGAAGAGUUGAAGGCCCACAACAUGGAUCCAAAUGAUGUAUAUGAAGAAGAAGUCUUUAUUGAUGAAGAUGAUACUUAUACUUCUUUAAACCCCAUUAUAAGGUGUACUCCAGAUCGUUAUUUUAAAAAGGGUUUAGCUAAAGAUAUUUCAAGUGAACCAUUCUGUACUCCAAGAGAAAAUUCAGUAUGGAAGGUUGGUAAAACUUAUUUCAUCACUUGGUACACACAUUUCUUAACUGACGAAAAUUCCGAUAAGGUGUCAGAAAACGUUCGUAUUCAUCUUUCUUAUGUUAAGGAAAAAUUAACAGAUAAAGGUUACAAUAAAAGAGAUCUUUCUGCUACUUUUUUUUCUUCUGAAUGGGUUAAAAAUGUGGAUGGUGUUUUCCCAAUUACUAUCGAACAAGAUUGGUUACAAGGGUAUUUUGAUCGUAAAAUUGUGGUUUCAGUUCAACCAUCACAUAUCUCUGAUGAUAAUUUCGAUCCACUGGAGAAUGGUGUAAUGACACAUAUCAUGUUAGGGUCUAAAGUCGCUAAGCAAACUGAAGAGGAUAGAGUUCGGAUAGAUGCAGUCAUAUAUGAUCAAGAAUGGUAUUAUGUUGCUUUAACAAUUCCAACUGUGGUUGUUGUCGCACUUGUCGUGAUGUACUUCUUUUUACAACUGACCAGGGGUGAUAGAGAUAUUUCAGAUGUUACAAGAGAUGUUUUAUCCAAAAAGCAUCGUGUUCUAGGUACAUUUGCAAAGAUGAAGAAAUAUAAAAACAUAAAGAACCACAAAUAUUCUGAAUUACCAAAAUAUAAUAAAAAAUCAACGAAACAAACUUAA
Messenger RNA from Arxiozyma heterogenica, 1179 nucleotides. It is a transcript of the gene PSG1, whose product is annotated as Psg1p. Lineage: Eukaryota; Fungi; Ascomycota; Saccharomycetes; Saccharomycetales; Saccharomycetaceae. The record is from RefSeq and is a predicted model, not a curated record. The coding region runs from base 1 to 1179 and encodes 392 amino acids. The transcript has a single exon.